Molecule: messenger RNA, 2984 nt
Organism: Carassius carassius (crucian carp)
Lineage: Eukaryota; Metazoa; Chordata; Actinopteri; Cypriniformes; Cyprinidae
Product: CD166 antigen homolog
Exons: 16
Coding region: 162-1841 (559 amino acids)
Biological process (GO): cell adhesion
Cellular component (GO): plasma membrane
Source: RefSeq, a predicted model, not a curated record
GCAGAUCUAUCACGUGGGGAACAACCUCAAAUUUUGAAUUUCCUGUUACUGGCACUGACUGCGUAUGUUGAGCUUUCAAAAACAUUUUACACUAGCAAGUGCGCUUUAACUUUAACAUAAGGAUAUUACUUGUCGAGACGGAGAGAUCCAGACUGCCAAAGAUGCACCGGAGCGCUCUUUUAAGGUGUCUGCUCACAAUAUCACUGAUGAAUCAAGUGAGUGGUUUGGAAACUCUCACCUGCAAGUAUGGAGACACCAUUGAAAUCCCAUGCAACAAAGGGCAGCUCGAUGAAACAGAUGUCAAAUUUGUUAAAUGGAAAUAUGACAAAGAUGGCAACAUACUGGUGAAACAAAUGAAUCAGAAUGCCACUAUUUCAGCUGAUGUCAAUUACAAGAACAGAGUCAGCAUUAAAAAAGAUUUCAGCCUUGUCAUCACACAAGUGACCAUGGCCGACCAGAGAACCUUCACCUGCAUGGCUGUGGGGAAAGAAGACCUUUUAGAGUACUCUAUUCAACUGACCAUUUACAAGGCUCCAUCGCAACCCAAGAUUACAAACCUAACGACUGCAAUGGUAGUUGGCAAACCGACUAUGUUAGCACAGUGUCGUACUGAAGGUGCCAGUCCAGCUGCCAACAUCACAUGGUUCAAGAAUAAAACUCCUCUUAUGACUGAUGGAGCAGCCAUUAAAAUCAAUACAAAUUUGGAUGUUGAUAAAGAGACGAGACUGUCCACGACAACUUCAACCCUUGAGUAUACAGCAGUGAAGGGAGACAUCGAUGCCAAGUUCACCUGUCAGGUUCAACACAUCUGGUCUGCAAACAUGGAUUCCUCACCUCUUGUCUUCUCUGUGAACUACCCUACUGAGAAGGUCACUCUCCAAGUUGUGUCCCAGGGUCCUUUUAAGGAAGGGGACAAUGUGAUCCUCAAAUGCACAGCAGACGGAAACCCUCCACCUUCUAGCUUCAACUUCUACAUCGACGGAGAGGAAAAUACUGUGGACUCCAACACGUACACCUUGACCAAUGUCACCAGAGAGGACACUGGAGAUUACAAAUGUUCACUAGUGGACAAUGAGGAUAUUGCGGCUUCUGUACCCAUCACAGUUGAAUAUCUUGAUGUGGUCCUUGGCACCACUAGUAAAAUUGUUAAGAAACUUGGUGAGAGCUUGGAGGUGACUGUAGAUGUUAAAGCUUCAGGAGCGGCACAAACAUCUUGGAAGAAGGACAAUGUCAAGCUGAAUAGCCUUCCCAAGUUUGACAAGUUGACAUACUCAGACUCUGGUAUGUAUGAGUGUGUUGUUUCCAUGGCUGGCCUCAAGGAAACACGGACAUUUGAAUUAGUAGUUGAAGGUCCUCCAGCCAUUACGAACCUGAUCAAGGAGCAUGGUGACAGCAUGGCCAAGGUCCUGAAAUGUGUGGCUGAAGGCUCUCCAAAACCCACAGUACAGUGGAGUGUCAAUGGCACAAGUGAUGAAAGUGCUUAUGAGCAUGGCAAAGUCACAUACAGCAUCACUAUCAUUCCAAAGGACAAUCUCAACGUGUCCUGCACAGCCUCCAAUUUCUUGGGCUUUGACAUUAAGAGCAUUAAUGUGUCUGCACUUGAUGAGGACGUUACAAUGGACAAACAAGCAGAUCAGAAAGAUGAGUACAGUGACCAGACGGCUCUGGCUGUUGGCAUAGUUGUUGGUCUGACGCUGGCAGUUCUCGCGAUAGGACUGGCCUACUGGCUGUAUAUGAAGAAGUUCAGGCAAGGAUCCUGGAAAAUUGGAGAGAAGGAAGAUGGUUCAGCGGAAGAGAGCAAAAAACUAGAGGAGAAUCAAAGCCAAAAAGCUGACGUGUAAUGUCAAAGGAGCCAUUCAGGGAUUCAUUUGAAUGUAAUCCCUUUUUCCACUAGAAGGAGUGAAAAAUUGGUGAAAUCUGUGAAAAAUAAUCAGAAGAUGUAAUGGAGGACCAGAGUAGCUGUGUCAGUUACAUAUCCACCAUCGCUUUUUAAUAUGUCUGUGCCUCCCCUAUGGUAGGGAUUUAAUUAAUACUGUAUGUUGUAAAGUAUGUGAAUCUUAUGCAUUCUGAACAAGCCUGUUCAGAAACCUGUGUCUGUAAAGUGUUCAUUCAUAUUGCUGGGUUUCAUAUUUGAACCAUCUGGAAAAAGCCCUAAUAACACACAGUACAUAAUCUGUGGCAUGAUGUGGAGCAUGAUAUUCACGUUUAUACGGAGCACUUUAAGUCAGUCAGUGAGAAAAAUUAUAUGCCAAUAUUGUACUUAUUUGGAUUUAGAAGACCAUUAUUUACUAUAAUUUAGACUUUAUAUGCAUUUUAAUAAAUAAUGUGACCUACAAUUUGAAGUUAAAAUGUCUAAAUAGGACAUUACAUAAUUAGUAAUUUCAGAAGUAAGAGAAUAUUGCAGAAACCAAUGCUUGUUUAAUGAAAACUAUGCCCUUUGCUUGGAUUACCAUACAGAUUUCAAAGACUUAAAACCAUGUUAAAUUAGUUUCUUACUGUCACACUUGUGUACCUAUGUUGCCUUUUUUCAGCUCUCAGUAAUGUAUAUAUUGACACUCACUCUUUUCUCAGAUUAUCACCCGUUUCCGUGUGUUCUUUGAUAUUUCAUUGUUUCACCGCAAAAUUGUAUGUGAUCUGGUUCAUGCAUUACUUGUAAAUAUGGUUAACUUCUUUUUGUUUUUGCUUUAUUUAUAUUGUUGAGGUUUAGCUAAAUGCCAGUUUUCUGACAUUAAAUCAGCUAGUUUUAGUCAGUUUUUCUGAAUAUAUAUAUAUAUAUAUAUAUAUAUAUAUACCUCUGUUGCUGUUGAAUGUUACAGUACAAUUAAUGGUAUUUACUUGCAGAUUUUAAAUUCAAUCUUUCAGUUUGCAUAGUGGUUGCUGCAUUUCCACACUUCAGUGUAUUGUACCUGCAUUUAAUCCACUGUCAAAGCCAAAGAGGUUGAAUGUGGCCAUGCAAGUAUUGUACAUACUGACCAUUGUUUUGU